AAGAAGAAGAAGACUCUGAUGUUUGGCUACAGGAAGCUUGUAGUAGACAGCGAGGCCGGACAGAGGCAAGCCCCGCCCAGCAGAACUGCGCGUGAGGAAACAGCAGUUUAAAGAUGAAUACUUCAGUAGGCCUGGAGUUACUCAUCCUAUGCCUUUUCACUUUGCAUAAUUAUUGAGGAAACCACCCUAAUAUAUAAUAUCUUGCCACAUCCUCUGUGCGUUUAAGACGUUGAAAGGAUCCUUAUGUCCAUAUCUGGAAAACCUAGAGAUGGCUUACAAUGACUCUGAUAAGUCCAGCCUCGAUGAUGUCUGCUGUGAUGACCAAUACCCCAGCUGUGCAGCAGCCGUGGACAAAGACAGGGAUUCGUAUCUGAGCCCGACAGAGAACCCCUCCACCAUCAGUGUCUCUGCUAGUAUCCCCCCAGACCAGCAAGGCUAUGAUGAGGAGUUUGACCCUCCGCUAGAGAGCAAUUUGCUUUACAGGGUUAAAAAUGUCAAAUAUAACUUCCUAUUUUCUGGCAGGGACACAGGGCAGAAAUGUCCAGUUGACAAUGAGGUGCUGCUUGAGGAACAGCUCUUCCCUGAUAACUUUGCUAAACGAGAGAUCCUCUCACUUACUGUCCGAUGUCCUAAUGUAGGAUGCUGUGAUAAAAUGGAGUUGCGCCAACUGGAGAAACACUUGUCUCAGUGUAAGUUUGCCACAGUGCCAUGCCCUCAGUGUCUGGAGUCUGUUCGUAAGAGCCAUCUGGAUGAACACAAGAGCCAGCAGUGUUUACAGCGGCUUAUGACCUGCCCUGCCUGUGCAGGGAGCUUUGUGUAUGCUGACAAGCAGAUUCAUGAACAGAUUUGUCCUUUCGCCAAUACAGUGUGUGAAUAUUGCGAAAUGGAGCUUAUUCGGGAUCAGUUGGCAUUGCACUGUGACACAGACUGUCUUAAAGCUCCUGUAGCCUGUACUUUCAGCUCUUUUGGUUGUCGUGAAAAGAUGCCAAGAAAUGAACUGGCCCAGCACAUGCAGGAAUUUACACAGAUGCACAUGCGUUACAUGGCUGAGUUCCUGCGCAGCCAGACACUCAGUAGCUGCCCAGUGCCGUCAAUUGCUGCCCACUCUUCGUCAGACGAACGUGGAGCAACUGCCCGAGCCCCAGAUUCUUGCCAGUGUAGACAGGAGCUGAUGAACCUGCGUGAGACGGUCUUGGAACUGGAGGGUCGGCUGGUUCGUCAAGAUCAACAGAUCCGGGAGCUGUGCAUCCACAAUGAGACACAGAAAACCCAGGUCACAGAGCUACGCCGAAAGCUGAGCUCACUGGAGGAGGCCACCCGAGAGCUGGAAGCCCAGCAGUAUCAAGGUGUCUACGUAUGGCGUUUGGAGAACUUCUCACUUCACCUGCGCAACCAAGAGGCCGGUCAACCCAUAGUCCUCCACAGCCCACCUUUCUACACUGGCCGGCCGGGGUACAAACUCUGCCUACGACUGCAUCUGCAAACUCCCAGUGCCCCUCGCUGUUCCAACUACAUCUCACUUUUUGUGCACACUAUGCAGGGUGAGUUUGACAGCCAGCUCUCCUGGCCCUUGCAGGGCAUGAUCCGACUGGCAGUGUUGGACCAGGUUGAGGGGCAGCAUCAUGUGGAAGUGAUGGAGACCAAGCCGGACCUGCAGGCCUUCCAGAGGCCCACUGUCCUGCGCAACCCCAAGGGUUUUGGCUAUGUUACUUUCCUGCACCUACAGGCGUUGCAGCAGCGUGGGUUUGUGAAAGACGACGUGCUGUUGGUGCGCUGCGAAGUGACACCACGAUUUGAUGCUAGCCUCAGGAGGGAAGGGGUCCAACCUCGGGGGUCAGAACCUUCACUUUGAGUUCCUACAUUGCUCUUGUACUCUUAAGUUCUCAUAGACACUUUGCUGAAACAAGGAAGGUGUGGCAAAACCUGGACUUUCUUAGGAUGCGUUCACACUUGUAGUUCGGUUCUCUUGGUUCGUUUGGUACGGACCAAAAAAGAAAACGA
Sinocyclocheilus grahami is the source of this 2001-nucleotide messenger RNA. RefSeq names its product TNF receptor-associated factor 6-like. Bases 269 to 1852 code for a protein of 527 amino acids. The transcript is spliced from 8 exons. Gene Ontology annotation, molecular function: zinc ion binding; ubiquitin protein ligase activity; tumor necrosis factor receptor binding. Gene Ontology annotation, cellular component: plasma membrane signaling receptor complex. The record is from RefSeq and is a predicted model, not a curated record. NCBI's taxonomy places the organism in Eukaryota, Metazoa, Chordata, Actinopteri, Cypriniformes, Cyprinidae. Gene Ontology annotation, biological process: regulation of canonical NF-kappaB signal transduction; protein ubiquitination; regulation of apoptotic process.